This is a messenger RNA of Drosophila nasuta, 1427 nucleotides long. RefSeq names its product multiple inositol polyphosphate phosphatase 1-like. The transcript is spliced from 5 exons. NCBI's taxonomy places the organism in Eukaryota, Metazoa, Arthropoda, Insecta, Diptera, Drosophilidae. The coding region runs from base 107 to 1351 and encodes 414 amino acids. The record is from RefSeq and is a predicted model, not a curated record. Gene Ontology annotation, molecular function: acid phosphatase activity; inositol phosphate phosphatase activity.
AUCGCGUGUAGUUUAGCUAUAAUUUUUCUGGUUUGCUUAUUUAUCGUCUACGUCCAUCCUUGGAUAAAUUCGCGUUAACUCUUUCCCACUCUUAUCUCUUGUAGCAAUGCGUCUCUUGCUGUUGACGACGCUUCUAGCGUUGCUUGAAUGGAGACAGGUGCGUAGCGAGGACGAUUACCUUUGUGAACUUCCGCAGAAGCUGUACGCAGAACGCGGCUGUAGAGCUACAAAGAUGUGGAUAUUUCAAAGCACACUCGUGAUCAGCAAAGAUUACAUCAAUAAGUUUAAACGCUUCGACGAGCUACGCGAUUUGCUUACGAGAUACAACCGUGAAAUGUCUACAAACUCCUCUACGAAUACCUCGUGUGAGGAGGAUCUGAGAUGGAACUCCAACGAUAUCGAUAAGUAUGCGGUCAACCAGACUUACGAAGAAAAUCGAAAUUUUGCUAAGCUCUAUCAGAGCAAUUUUCCCCAGUUGUUGCCCAAAAACUACAACAAUACUUACUACAAGCUCGCUCACACUAACUACAAGCACGCUGAAGCGAGUUUAAGAGCUUUUACUGAGGAAUUAUUUGAUAAAAGCACAGUGCCUGCGUCUGAAGAUAUGGAAUAUUUGACUAAAUUGCUGCAUCCGUGCGAGCAAUUCAAGAAUAACUACACAGUGGUGCAAAAUAAUAGAAAUAAAUUUUAUGAUACGACUUUGGAAUAUUAUGCCAAACUCUUGGACUUAGAGCUUGGAGUACAGCUGACCAAAGAAGACAUUGACACGAUGAUCAUGAUAUGCUCCUUACAGAAUGUUUUAAACCCGAAUGGCUGUAACUGGUGUUCCACUUUUACAAUUAAUGAUUAUUGGAAGAGUGCGCUCGCUGAGAAUUUUGGAUUGGGCUAUGGAUUAGCUAAGGUUGAAUACUUGAAUUGCCGUCUAAUAAAGGACAUAAUGUCGAUUCUCAACAGUACAGUGUCACCACAUGUGGUCGCUUAUUUCACCGAUUUGCCGAUUGCGCUUACAUUUCACCAAUGGUUUAUACGUCCCGACGUAGAAAUUCAUGGCAAGUUAGAAAAUGUUCGCAAUUCAUUUGCGGACAAUUUUGUCGCCGUCAAAUACUAUUGUCCUGCCGAAGCGGAUAUGGAGAAGGAGAAGAUUGCGUUCUUAUACAAUAUGGAUUUUGUGCAGUUCAAAUUUUGUAAAACGAGGUUGUGCAACUGGUCGAUUUUUUUGGACUUUUUUAAAAACACUUUGAAGGGCAAUUGUGAUGAACUAUGUCUUUCGAAAAAAAAUGCGGGAGAGACUAUUGCUCCGAUGCUUGUUACUAUAUUGCUGACUGUCAUUGUGAGACAGCUAGUUUUUUAAUCUAGUAUGGUAAAGAAAAUAAAAAUUUGUAAUUUAAAUGUUUUUCUAUUAGUAAUUCCAAAAACAAUUCCUCAAC